Yamadazyma jaroonii is the source of this 315-nucleotide messenger RNA. Lineage: Eukaryota; Fungi; Ascomycota; Pichiomycetes; Serinales; Debaryomycetaceae. The record is from the annotation of a GenBank genome assembly.
AUGUCCUUUAGAAAAUUCAGUGAAUCGUUUUUCAACAAACAAACGUUCAAAUAUUUGUUUACUACCCAUUUCUGGGGUCCAGUAUCCAACUUCGGUUUACCAAUAGCCGCCAUCAUGGAUUAUCAAAAAGAUGCUGAGUAUAUUUCUGGUCCAAUGACUGGUUCAUUAAUUGCCUUUUCUGCUAUAUUUAUGAGAUAUUCAUUAGCUGUUACUCCUAAGAAUUACUUAUUAUUUGCUUGUCAUUUUGUCAAUGAAUGUGCUCAAUUAGGUCAAGGUGCUAGGUAUAUAAAUUAUCAUUAUUUAGAGAAGAAGUGA